This is a messenger RNA of Oryzias latipes (Japanese medaka), 3796 nucleotides long. RefSeq names its product nuclear factor, interleukin 3 regulated, member 5 (gene nfil3-5). Lineage: Eukaryota; Metazoa; Chordata; Actinopteri; Beloniformes; Adrianichthyidae. The record is from RefSeq and is a predicted model, not a curated record. Gene Ontology annotation, molecular function: DNA-binding transcription factor activity; DNA binding. Gene Ontology annotation, cellular component: nucleus. Gene Ontology annotation, biological process: circadian rhythm; regulation of DNA-templated transcription.
AAAUGACCCCUCCGGGAUGACAUAACUAUUAAUUAAUUGGAGCUAAUUUGGCCCAAAGGUCAGGCGGUUGUGAAACGAGCCCCUCCAGCGGGGAAGACGGAUGUAGGACGCAGGGAGAAGGAGGCUCUCGUGCGCACAGACAGGGCGCAGAAACGUGACGAGGCAGCCACGGAGCUGUUAUGCAACCGCUGACCCACUAACACACAUCUGUGGCAGCGGAGACGCAGGAACUGGAGCAAAGUGUCCGCGAGCGCGCAGCAGCAGAUCCACGCGAGCAGCCAAACCGCAGAGACCCCGCAGCCGAGGCGGCAGGACAAGCGCAAAGUUUCCACCUUUUGGGAGGUUUCCUGUGCGGGAAGACGCGGGCAGAGACCGCUUUUGUGUCGGGGAAGCCUACGCCGUUCGCCCCCUCCUCCCGGUCCAGGAAAGUAACCCAGUUAUCAGUCGGCAAACAAGUUGGAUCGUCAAGAAGUCCUGAACCAGACGUGCUGACCUAGAUUCAGCGCAAGGCUCAGCAAGAUUCGGGGCAGUGGUCUGACAAGCAGAUCUGCAAAGACGCCAAUAGCAACAGGAGCUUUGGAGGACUUUCUGGAGAAGAUCAUUCUUUGUUCUCUUCCAAGUUUCUGAAAGACAACUUCAAUGUCUGAGGUUUUUGUGGAGUUCCACCUCUUUUUAAUCUUUCUGGCUAAUCUGGACACUUGAAGGUUUUGAUCUGAAGAGAAAAGUAAUGUAAAUCAAUGAGUCUUUUGCUUCAAGGUUCACAAACUACUCACCCAGAAUAUUUUGCCGACCCUGCAACAUAGAUCCAAAUCAGUUACCAAGCGGAGGAACUACACAGUUUCACAGUUUCCCUCCUCGUCGUUGUUAGGGUCAUCCUCUGGCCCCCCAGCUGGAAAGAUCAUGGAAAGUCUCAGUCUGCACAUCCCAGCCGCCAGCACCAACAAUUCCAUAAAAGCUGAUACUUUUAGCCCCUACAGCAGCGGCCUCUCAUCCCCGGUCCCUGAAGGUCGAGGCGGUCGACAGUCCAAAAGCAGCAAACCCACCAUGACCUCUCGCCGCAAGCGCGAGUUCAUUUCCGAUGAAAAGAAAGAUGCCUCCUACUGGGAAAAACGACGGAAGAACAACGAGGCUGCGAAGCGCUCAAGGGAAAAGCGACGCAUCAAUGACAUGGUGUUGGAGAACCGGGUCUUGGCGCUGAACGAGGAAAACGUUCGUCUGAAGACGGAGCUUCUUCAGCUCAAGCUGCGCUUUGGUCUGAUCAGUGCGGCCUCUUACAUGGAGAAAAGCCAGCAGAUCUCCAGCAGUGCAGCUGAAGGCAGCAACAGCAGCGCUAACGGUACUCCCAACGGUAGCGCCUACCUCUCCAGCAGCGGCUACUCCAGUGCGUCCCAGGUCAUGCUGAACUCGGACUCCUCAGAGACGGAGCAGUCCAGCCGCGGCGAGUGUCCUGCUGCGCUCCACAAGUACUCUCCUCUGGGCUCCAUGUCCGACAUGUCUGAUGGCUCCUCCAGGGACAGCCCUGAUCCCAUCAGCUACAACAUCAAGACGGAGCCCUCUGGCUUGGAGAUGGCUGGACUGGAAGACAGCGGCCAGAAUGGGAUCUACCAAAACGGUCUUGUCUCUAUCGGUCACCAGAUGGCUGAAACUGCAAAGAACUACCAGCAACACGAGCAGCCGUGCCGCAUGGACACUUCCAGUCCUGCUCCCCAGGCCUCGUCUGCACCGAGGAGCGUCAUCUUGUACCAGUCCAGCAGCGGCUGUUACCCCAUGGAGAGCCAGCGGUCAGAGGAGCAGCAGUCGCAGCAGAGCAGACCCCCUCAGCAUAGCCAGCAUGCCCCGUCUUCCUACUUCUCAGACUGUUCUUUGACCAUCACAGAGGUUGCAGAGAAGCUUAAAAGGACAAAGACUAUGGACUCGCCCCAGUACGACUACACCAACGGUCAUGCCGAGUCCCCAGAUGAGCUGCAACAAAGUUAUCACAGCAGCCAACAGCCACAGGAGAACCUCCAUCACUGCAGCUACCAGGGUCAGGAAAACGGCCUGCAGCCCCCCGAGAGCCAACAGAACCCCUUUGCCCCCAAUCUCAUCCACAGCGAGGAGGGCAAACCCUCCUACAUACAGCACAACGGCUACCUCAGCACGCUGGACGAAGAGCCACCGGUGCUCACCUAUGAGGGGGGGCCACAAGCUGAUGGUUUCUAUCAAGAAAACUUCUCCGCUAAAGACACCUCCUCCAGUGAUGGAGACCCCCGCAGCUCUGACAAGGAAGGCUCCACCGAUGACGAGUCACCGUCCUCGUCCUCCUCUGACAUCAGCAACUACCACCAGAAGAUGGAGGAAGCUGCCGGUUUGCACGGCCAGAGCCAGGCAGAGGUCAAAGCCACUGCCCUGCCCCACAAACUCCGCCUCAAGUACAGAGCCCUGUCCAAUGGAGCAUCUGGAGGUCAGCUGGAGGGCGGGGCCUGCGCCUCCAUGGCGCUGCCCCAACAUCCGUACCUGGCUCUGCCCAGCAACCCCCACAGCAGCCAGGCCAAUGAGGAGAGCAAGGAACUGGAGGAUGAGACCGACGAGGUGGAGCCUCAGGUGAACGGGAGGGCCGAGGCGAAAAGGGAGGCGGGGAAAAGGGGUUCGGGCAGUGGGAGGGGUGCUCGCAAUAAGAGGCGAGAUUAGGGACAAAAUGAAGCAGCCGGGCAGUGUCCAGACUGAAGGAGCUGCUGCUGCAGGUGUGUUCUGAUGUGGUCUAGUUAACAAUCAUCACUGUGUCACCACACCCCCUGCCUAUACCCCCCACCCCCAUGACCUCCUCUCUGUGGACGUUAUCACCAUCUUCAGUGGUUGGUUGUUGUUUGCCUUAGCGGCGGGUCAGUGUUUGUUGUGGCAUUGCAGGGGCAUUGCUUCGACCAAAGACACACUCAACCUCCCCAUUUUUAAACUGCUCCGCUGGUACACACGUUCUCGUUACUCCUGAAGCACUUAAAUUGUAUAUUACUGUAUCAUAUAAAUUUUCAUAAAGGAUUAUAUAUUUUAAGAAAAAAAAUGUGGCAAAAAGAAAAAAAAAUGCUCAAGGCAGUGGAGUGUGGAAGAUGUACAUUUCUGAGAGGGGAGUUUGUCUUUUUAAAAAACUGUGUACAGUCUCUGUCUGUGUGGGAAAAGCGCCUCAAUGAGACAAGAAUCACCACCCGCCAAAGACAGAUGGAUUUUGGGGGCUUGUCCGUGCUCAGUCAAGGCUUCUGUGUCAGCCUGUUGUUCAUCCACUUCAGUCUUUUCCAACGUAAAAACGUACAGCAAUGCUGCUCUCAUUUGAUGAGGUGCCUCUUUAAUGUGAUGUUACCCCACCCCCCCAACAACAGAGUCAGACCCCUCCCCCCACACCCCCAGCACUGAUUUGUUUCAGCUACUGUUGAUCGUAGUGUGUAGACUGUUUGCUGUCCCGGUGCCUGCUCCUGGCCACUGUGUAUAAAUGUAUAGUUGUUUCUCUUGUAUACUGCUUUCUUUAUUUUAUUGCCAUUAUUAUUAUUUUAUUAUUAUUUUCUAAAAUGUUCUGUUUGUUAUUUUUCUGGCUCCCACUCGUCUUGUUUUGUUCUCGGCUCUUCCUGGUUGUGCUGUGUAUUUACUCAUGUGCCACCCUGUACCAGUUACCAUUUGUAUUUCGUGUUGCCGUAUUCUCUUCCUGAAAACACAAAAAAGAAAAAGGUUUGUUCUGCAGUGAUCAUGUGUUGAUACAAGUCAAAUGCAAAGGCAGAAUUGUUGAAGAUUUGGUAAAAAAAAAAAAAAAAAUUAAAGUUUGUUAAAGUCA